GGCGGCAGCAACUUCCAGCGCUCGCCACUGAACUUUUCCUCAACUCCUUCCCCACCUCCCGCCGGCCGCCCGCACCCCCGGCCCGGCUCCGGCCGCAGCACCCCCCGCCCCGGUCCGCGCCGCCGCCCGCCGAGCCGGGCCGCGCCGAGCCGGGCCGGGCCGGGAGGCUGCGAGGGGAUGCUGCAGGUUGCCUGCGAGCUCCACGCCGCACCAGACAUGUCUAUGCAACAUGGCAGAGAGGGAGGGUGAAAAGCCAAGAGAAAGGGCAUUGUCAGUUUGGACACCUUCGCACAUGCGCACGGGCGGCUCCCCCCCGCUCUUCAACAUUUCAGCGCCGCCAAAAAAAAGUUUGCAGCGAUCCAUCACGGCCGGUGGGGACCCUGACAGCCGGCACCGGGGCCGGGACGGGCCGGGACGAGGCGCGCAGCCGCCGCCGGGCUGCGCCACCGCGGCCGCUCCGCCGCCCGCGCCCCCGGGAGGGGUCACCGCGGGGAGAGCCGCGCUCCCGCGGGGCAAGGGCUGGGGGGACAAGUGACACCUUUUUUUCCCA
Prinia subflava (tawny-flanked prinia) is the source of this 550-nucleotide messenger RNA. Its product is annotated as myosin IC heavy chain-like. The coding region runs from base 230 to 535 and encodes 101 amino acids. NCBI's taxonomy places the organism in Eukaryota, Metazoa, Chordata, Aves, Passeriformes, Cisticolidae. The transcript has 2 exons. The record is from RefSeq and is a predicted model, not a curated record.